AUGAUCCGUUACAAUGUGAAGAGAGAAGUAUCUUCAGUACUCUCACAUGUUAUUCAGGCACCAAGAACUGCAAAGGCUGCUUUGAUAACAGACCAAGAUAGCUAUUGGAAAGCGAUAGUCAACCAUUUGAACGAUCUCUUGAAAAUCUUGCAAGAAAAUUGUGUCCCAACAAUUUUUUCUCGGAAGAUAUUUACACAGAUUUUUGCAUUCAUCAAUGCUCAACUCUUCAAUAGUCUUCUUGUACGGCGAGAGUGUUAUUCUUUCAGCAAUGGAGAAUAUGUGAAACAAGGGCUGGAAGAACUGGAGGCAUGGUGCACGCAAUCCAAGCCAGAGGUAGGUCUGACCAUCUUUGUGCUGUGA
Messenger RNA from Hordeum vulgare subsp. vulgare (domesticated barley), 360 nucleotides. Its product is annotated as myosin-6-like. Bases 1 to 360 code for a protein of 119 amino acids. The transcript is spliced from 5 exons. The record is from RefSeq and is a predicted model, not a curated record. Lineage: Eukaryota; Viridiplantae; Streptophyta; Magnoliopsida; Poales; Poaceae.